AUGAUCUUCCAAGAAGAAUCACUCGAGCCUUUUGACUUUCUCGCGAUUGGUACCUUUGGUAUGGAACUACGCCACACAGAUCCCCCAACGCCAACGCUUACAACACCCCACGAAAAUUGGACUUAUCCACAGACAGAGAUAACAGAAAAUGAUCUCGAACUCGUUAACUAUGAGCUCGAGAAAUUUCUAGAAGCUGGGGAGAAAGAAAUAGCCUAUGACACAUCCGGUAGGAGUAGUCAAGCAAGUAUAAUAACACUCAGCCAUGCAAUACCUGAGGGAGCAGAUUCUGAUAGCCAAGUGCAUACCAUGGCUCAUCCUCUUCAAAAUUAUCUCUUUGCCACGUUGAUUGAUCGGACUGAGACGGACGAAGGAGUAACAAAAGAAAAGACAGCACCUAGAGGGCAUUUUAAGGAAAACAACAUGACCCAUGAUAAACACACAAAGAUACGUGAAGGAUCAGAACAAAGAUCAAGGAAAGUAUCUCAUUUCAUGAAAAAGAUGGUGAAGAAGUUCAAUUCAUCAUCAAGAUGCUCAAAGGAUUCAUCUAAAAAAGAUGCGGCUGUAUCCAUCUCGAUCAAGAAAAGACUCUCCAAGGCUACAAAGAUGUUUGACAGAAAGGUUCGGCCUGAAGAGAUGACUGACAAACAGUUCACAAAGGUCGAAAAAAAUACGAAGAAACGCAUUUCUGGUGAGCAUGAAAAUAAGAUGAUUGGUCAGGACAGGAGCAAAUGGAGUGGAAGAGAGACCAGGGAACCAUCUUCAAAUGGGACCUACAUGGGUGCUUCAACUACCAAUGGAGAGCACUGGAUCAAGACAGACUCUGAUUGUAAGUGA
This is a messenger RNA of Striga hermonthica, 834 nucleotides long. Lineage: Eukaryota; Viridiplantae; Streptophyta; Magnoliopsida; Lamiales; Orobanchaceae. The record is from the annotation of a GenBank genome assembly.